Molecule: messenger RNA, 1203 nt
Organism: Lathyrus oleraceus (garden pea)
Lineage: Eukaryota; Viridiplantae; Streptophyta; Magnoliopsida; Fabales; Fabaceae
Product: 28 kDa ribonucleoprotein, chloroplastic
Exons: 4
Coding region: 138-992 (284 amino acids)
Biological process (GO): chloroplast rRNA processing
Cellular component (GO): chloroplast thylakoid membrane
Molecular function (GO): mRNA binding
Source: RefSeq, a predicted model, not a curated record
ACAUGAGAGUGGACACAAUCUUGCCACUUCAUCAAUAAUCACCACACAAAAUCUCCCUCUCUUUCUAUCUCACCCAUCAUACAUACUUCUUAAACUCCAACUUCUAGCAAUUCAAGUUUUACACCACUCACCACAACAUGGCUACUGCUGCUGCAGGCAUAGCCUCUUUGUUUUCAUCUUCCAUCAACCCUGUCAAAUCUCUCCGUUCCAAAAACUUCUCACUCGAUACAUCCUCAAACCGCAACUUCGCAUCUGUUACAUCACAUUCCUCAGUUGAACCUUUGUGCAUUGGUGCAACAAUCUCAUCACACAAGUUAUGGAUGCCUAGAAUUUCUAUUGCUGUUGCUCAGGAAGAGGCUGUUGUGGCUAUCGAUGAUGAAGAGAAGGCUGUGAUAGAGGAGGAACAAAAAGAACAAGAACAAGAAGAGAAGGAGAAUGGAGGGGAAAUUGAUGCAGAAGUAGACCGUAGAACUAAGCUUUAUUUUGGGAAUUUGCCUUACAGUGUUGAUAGUGCACAACUUGCAGGGCUAGUUGAGGAUUAUGGUAGCGCAGAACUAAUCGAGGUUCUUUACGACAGGGACACUGGAAAAAGUAGAGGCUUUGCAUUUGUGACCAUGAGUCGCGUUGAAGAUUGUAAUGAAGUAAUUAAAAAUCUUGAUAAAAAAGAGUUCAUGGGGAGAACCUUGCGGGUGAAUUUCUCGGACAAACCGAAGCCGAAAGAACCGUUGUACCCUGAAUCCGAAUACAAGCUUUUCGUUGGGAACUUGUCUUGGACAGUAACUUCUGAGAGUCUGGCAGAAGUCUUUCAACAACAUGGAACUGUGGUUGGAGCUAGGGUGUUGUAUGAUGGCGAAACGGGAAAGUCUCGUGGCUAUGGCUUUGUUUGCUAUGCCAAUAAAUCAGAAAUGGAAGCUGCCCUUACAGUCAUGAAUGAUGUGGAACUAGAUGGACGGACAUUGCGCGUAAGUUUGGCGCAAGGAAAACGAUCAUAAGGUCGAUAGAAACACAGAAAAAGCUCGCAGAUGUUGAACAAUUGUGUGCCAAAGAAAUGAGAAGAGGAUGGCCAUGUUCCUACCAUGAUGCACUUGCUUCACCUUGAUGAGAAGUUCCUUUUCAUUUCUUGUGGUGUAUAAACUAUUUCAUCCCAUUUUCAUAAGAUAUGCUGACCCAAAUGAUAUUUUAUGGUAUUAAUUUUUUAGCUAA